CGGAAACACCUCCGCAUGGUAGGGAGCCGUCGCAUGAAGGCGCAAACUUUUGCCGAGCGGCGGAGAAGUUUCAGCCGGUCCUGGAGUGACCCAACUCCCAUUAAGCCUGAAAACCUCAGUGAUUCCCGAGAAAGCCAUGAAUUCCAGGACUCCUGCUGUGCCGUUGACAAAGACGUUGACUUGAACUGGGAGGCAGAGAAAGAACUGGAAGCAGCCGCCUGCAGCGGGGAGGACUUCGUUCCCCCCAAAAUCAUGCUCAUUUCCUCCAAAGUGCCCAAAGCUGAGUAUGUUCCAACAAUUAUCCGUCGCGAUGACCCAUCGAUCAUCCCCAUUCUCUACGAUCAUGAACAUGCCACCUUUGAUGACAUUCUGGAGGAAAUUGAAAAAAAACUGAACAUCUACCGGAAGGGCUGCAAAAUUUGGAAAAUGAUGAUUUUUUGCCAGGGAGGUCCGGGCUAUUUAUACCUCUUGAAGAAUAAAGUCGCCACUUUUGCCAAAGUGGAGAAGGAGGAAGACAUGAUCUACUUCUGGAAGCGGUUGGGCCGUCUGAUGAGCAAGCUGAACCCGGUCCCGAAUGUCAUCCACAUCAUAGGGUGUUACGUCUUGGGGAACCACAAUGGUGAGAAGCUGUUCCAAAACCUAAAGAAUCUCAUGAGCCCUUGUUCUGUGACCUUUGAAUCUCCUCUUGAACUUUCAGCUCAAGGAAAGGAAAUGAUUGAGACUUAUUUCGACUUCCGUCUCUACCGAGUCUGGAAAACCCGCCAGCAUUCCAAGCUGUUCGAUUACGACGACAUUUUAUGAGGGCCGCCAGGACGGGGGCCAGCAGAAAUCUCCACGGGUAUCCCGAGCAGGCGGGCGUCGCCAAGAGCGGGAGAUCUUUUUCACGGUUGGCGAGGAGGCCCAGAGAGGCUCCCAAGAAGCCAGUAGAGGGCCUUCAAGAAGUCCGCCGGGCAACUUGAGGCACAAGUUGGAUGGAGCACGGUGGAUGGGGGUGGGCGAGGUGGCAUGUCUUCAGGGACCGAGGUGGUUUCAGAUGGCAAGACGCCCAACGCCAUGACAGGUCUUCUCCGAAGACAUUUGAAGCUCAGGUUUCCUACAACCGAUCAUCUCGUUUAUCUUUACUUCACUGUCAUGAAGGGCGAAGAAGAACUUCUCUGGUCCAGCGUUGGAGAGGAUUGAUCAAACCCUUCGGUGGGUUUGAAGAAAGCCAGACCUCAGAAAAAGUCUCAUCCAUUUUAAGAACAUGUGUGAAUUCUCUCUCACACAACAACACACACCCAUACAACCCAUACACAUCUACAGAAGUGCAAUUUUCUUUCUUUCUUUCUUUCUUACGAAC
This is a messenger RNA of Thamnophis elegans (Western terrestrial garter snake), 1339 nucleotides long. RefSeq names its product NMDA receptor synaptonuclear signaling and neuronal migration factor (gene NSMF). Gene Ontology annotation, biological process: regulation of neuronal synaptic plasticity; positive regulation of neuron migration. The record is from RefSeq and is a predicted model, not a curated record. NCBI's taxonomy places the organism in Eukaryota, Metazoa, Chordata, Lepidosauria, Squamata, Natricidae. Gene Ontology annotation, cellular component: nucleus; cytoplasm.